This is a messenger RNA of Nezara viridula (southern green stink bug), 210 nucleotides long. The record is from the annotation of a GenBank genome assembly. NCBI's taxonomy places the organism in Eukaryota, Metazoa, Arthropoda, Insecta, Hemiptera, Pentatomidae.
AUGCACUAUCGGAUCUCCGAGGCAUCGCACGUCCGACACGGAGGUCGACGUAGGUGGAAGACAUGCCCCGCCCUGAAGAGCAUUAAGGUGAUUCGAUUGGUCCCCGGAGCGGCCAAUCAGAUUAUCCACUCAGGAUUCCUUGGCCUCUUCCUCUUGUCUUCGGUCCUGUUUAUUCACCGAGGGGUGCCUUUGGCUUCAUAUAUUGUUUAA